GGUGCGGGAUUCCAUACUACAACUGGCACUCGGCAGGUUCCGGUUCCGGUCAUAAAGCGACCCAGGACGACAGCUAGCUCACCGAUGCUAGCUCACCGAUGCUAGCUAGCUUGUUGCUGUAUAGCCGAGGACUGAAGUUUGUGUGAGGAUGGAGAACAGACCCCAGGUCAGUGGUUCCACCAGAGGACAGUGACUCACAGACGGAUCUGACCUGGUGUCCCCACCCCGACACCCCCCCGGGUUGGUAAAGAUGGCCGGUGGGAACCUCUUCAGCAAAGUGCGCUCGGCCUUCCGGAGGGAGCGAGAUGACUGGGCCCUCAGCGACACGGCGCCCUUCGACUUCUCCGACGAGCUGGUGGAGGACGAUGCGCCCAAGUUCAACAAGCUCAAGGUGGUGGUGUCCGGGGAGAUGUCCGACUACUCCGCCGGGGCGCCGUCCAACGGGGUGCCGGUGAGCACCAUGCUGGUGUCGGGGGGGGACGACGACGACGACUCCCUGCUGGACUCGUCCUCGGGCCUGGGCAGCCCGAGUGUCAACAUGGACCCGUGUGACAGCUGCACCAAGAGGAGGGAGAUGAUGAAGCACAAGAAGGUGAUGAAGAGGCUCAUGGCCGCGGCCGUGCUGUAUCUGCUCUUCAUGACGGGGGAGAUCAUAGGUGGUUAUGUUUCAAACAGCUUAGCCAUCAUGACUGACGCCGUCCACAUGCUGACGGACGUGGUGGGCAUCUUGUUUUCUCUGCUGGCCCUGUGGCUCUCCACCAAACCCCCCACCAAGAGAUUCACCUUCGGACUGCAUCGCCUCGAGGUGGUAUCGGCCGUGGUCAGCGUGCUGCUCAUCUACAUCCUGACGGCCGUGCUGCUCUAUGAGGCGGUGCAGAGGACGGUGCACCAGGACUUCAACAUCGACGGAGACGUCAUGCUCAUCACCGCAGCUGUUGGAGUAGCUGUCAACCUGGUAAUGGGUUUCUUAUUAAACCAGGGGGGUCACCUGCACUCGCACGGCCCCGGUCACGGUCACAGUCACUCUCACGGCCCUGCAGCUGCCUCAGGGCCGGUGUCGGCCGGGUCGGGUCACCAGCAGCGCUCCCACGGCAGCCUGGCUGUCAGGGCUGCCUUCAUCCACGCUUUGGGCGACCUCUUGCAGAGCGUCGGGGUGCUCAUAGCGGCCUACGUUGUCCGCUUCAAGCCGGAGUUGAAGCUGGCCGACCCCAUCUGCACCUACAUCUUCUCCGUUCUGGUUCUCUUCACCACAAUCCGCAUCAUGAAAGACACCCUAGUCAUCGUGCUGGAGGGUGUUCCCAGACACCUGGACUCUCAGCGAAUCAAAGAGGACCUCCUGAAGCUGGAGGAUGUUAAUUCAGUCGAUGAGCUGAACAUUUGGGCUCUGACCACUGACAAGACUGCAGCAGUCGUACAUCUGCAGCUCACACCCUCUAGUGCUGACAACUGGGAGGACGUCCAGGCGAGGGCCCGGCACCUCUUGAUUCACACUUACGGCCUCACCAGGGUCACAGUGCAGGUGCAGACACACAGGCAGAGGCUGGCUCACAGCUGUGCACACUGCCAGCAGUCCAGUGCUUAGACAAAGACUCACAGCGACUUCCACGCUGCCUUUUCUGGAGCUGGACAGCGAAGGACACAGUGAGAAAAUGCUCUGAAUGGAUGUCACAGCUCGGUGCCAUAGCAGGAGCCACAGUAUGUAAGUGGAAACAAAAUGGUGCCAAAGGACAGAUGCACAUUUCUAAUUACAUGAUCACUACGGCCUCUAGGGGGCCGCACACUCUUACGCUUGAUAGGCUCUCUGAGGGGAGGUUAAAUACUUCAGCAGAGACGAAUGAAAGAAUUUGCUCUUAAUUCACCAUCAAAGCCUAUUCCACAAUUGAUGUUUCAUCAUUAUAUGCAAGUGUAAUUUUUUUGUUUUUAGGUGUAAGAACUGUACAUUAUAAUUUUAUAACUUUAGUGAGGAUGUCUGCAACUGAAAAGCACCUCCUGUGAUUUGAGAGUAACUCGCCACUGGUACACGUGAGGCCCUUUAUUAUUGUUUCCCUUCAUGGGACGUUACAUUUCCUCUAAUGCUCUGAAUCAUUAUUGUUCCUCAGCCAAAGUCUGUUGUAGUGCAGAUCUUUUAAACCACAAUAAUUUUAGUUAUUUCUAACGUUGACUUGACUGACUGACAAUUAAAAAAAUAACCCCACACUGAUAUUUUAUUUGAGCACAUCUCUUACUUCAUUUCUCUGAGCAGGUAACUGACAAUCGGUGUGACCGACUUUGAAUUCAACGCUACAGUGGUUUCACUCUAUACUCUGCUUUCUUCUCAUAUCAAUGAACCGACGGUGAAGUGAUGCAGGUUGAGGAAAUCUUCAGUAUUUUACAGUUGCAGUGUUUUGCUGGAAGACGGUUUGAGCUGGAAUUUUCCAAUAAUGGUGUUUAAAUUGUUUUGAGGCUGUUGGAGGUUUUUAUUUCAAGCCUUUCCCCUCCUCUGAUAUUAUUCAUGGAGAGAAGUUCGGAUCUGGAUCGCUGUUUUUGUUUGUAAUAAAGUAUUUAAUCUUU
Limanda limanda (common dab) is the source of this 2550-nucleotide messenger RNA. It is a transcript of the gene slc30a4, whose product is annotated as solute carrier family 30 member 4. Bases 251 to 1582 code for a protein of 443 amino acids. Gene Ontology annotation, cellular component: plasma membrane. Lineage: Eukaryota; Metazoa; Chordata; Actinopteri; Pleuronectiformes; Pleuronectidae. Gene Ontology annotation, biological process: response to zinc ion; zinc ion transmembrane transport. Gene Ontology annotation, molecular function: zinc ion transmembrane transporter activity. The record is from RefSeq and is a predicted model, not a curated record. The transcript has 8 exons.